Molecule: messenger RNA, 1347 nt
Organism: Nymphaea colorata (pocket water lily)
Lineage: Eukaryota; Viridiplantae; Streptophyta; Magnoliopsida; Nymphaeales; Nymphaeaceae
Exons: 1
Biological process (GO): mitotic cell cycle; microtubule cytoskeleton organization
Cellular component (GO): microtubule; cytoplasm
Molecular function (GO): structural constituent of cytoskeleton; GTP binding
Source: RefSeq, a predicted model, not a curated record
AUGAGAUAGGUAAUCUCCAUUCACGUUGGUCAAGGAGGUAUUCAAGUCGGUAACGCCUGCUGGGAGCUGUUCUGCCUGGAGCACGGUAUCCAGCCUGACGGUCAGAUGCCCUCCGACAAGACUAUCGGUGGCGGUGACGAUGCCUUCAAUACUUUCUUCUCCGAAACCGGAGCCGGCAAGCACGUCCCCCGUUGCGUCUUCCUCGAUCUCGAGCCCACCGUCAUCGAUGAGGUCAGAACCGGAACCUACAGACAGCUCUUCCACCCCGAGCAGCUCAUCUCCGGAAAGGAGGAUGCCGCCAACAACUUCGCCAGAGGACACUACACCAUCGGAAAGGAAAUCGUCGAUCUCUGCCUCGACAGGAUUAGAAAGUUGGCUGACAACUGCACUGGUCUCCAGGGCUUCCUCAUGUUCCACUCCGUCGGAGGUGGAACUGGAUCCGGCCUCGGCUCCCUCCUCUUGGAGAGACUCUCCGUUGACUACGGAAAGAAGUCCAAGCUCGGCUUCACCAUCUACCCCUCUCCUCAAGUCUCCACUGCCGUCGUUGAGCCUUACAACUCCAUCCUCUCCACCCACUCCCUCCUCGAGCACACUGACGUCGCUGUCAUGCUCGACAACGAAGCCAUCUACGAUAUCUGCAGGAGAAACCUUGACAUUGAGAGACCCACCUACACCAACCUCAACAGACUCAUUUCCCAAGUCAUUUCCUCUUUGACUGCUUCAUUGAGGUUCGACGGUGCCCUCAACGUGGACGUCACUGAGUUCCAGACCAACUUGGUCCCCUAUCCCAGAAUCCACUUCAUGUUGUCUUCUUAUUCCCCCAUCAUCUCCGCCGAGAAGGCCUACCACGAGCAACUCUCAGUCGCCGAAAUCACCAACAGCUGCUUCGAGCCCGCCAACAUGAUGGCCAAGUGCGACCCCAGGCACGGCAAGUAUAUGGCCUGCUCCAUGAUGUACAGAGGUGAUGUUGUCCCCAAGGACGUCAACGCCGCCAUCGCCACCAUCAAGACCAAGAGGACCAUCCAGUUCGUCGACUGGUGCCCCACCGGUUUCAAGGUCGGAAUCAACUACCAGCCUCCCACAGUCGUCCCCGGAGGUGAUCUCGCCAAGGUCAUGAGAGCCUGCUGCAUGAUCUCCAACACCACCGCCAUCGCCGAGGUCUUCAGCAGACUCGACCACAAGUUCGAUCUCAUGUACGCCAAGAGAGCCUUCGUCCACUGGUACGUCGGUGAGGGUAUGGAGGAAGGAGAGUUCUCAGAAGCCAGAGAGGACUUGGCUGCCCUCGAGAAGGACUACGAGGAGGUCGGCAUUGAGACCGCCGAGGGAGAGGGAGAGGAAGAGGGAUGA